UAUUGCUCUCUCUCUCUCUCAUCUCUCUGCCCCUCUUCCCAUCAUAAUUUUUAGAGAAUAUAUUAUUAUAUCUACAGUUUCCUUUUUAAAUAUUACAUAUAUCUCCAAUUUCUGAAUACUGAUCGUUGCAGAAGAACAUGGGCGUCAUCGUCCUAAUCCUCAAUAUAUAUUCCAUCUUAUAAUAUUAUAUUUAAAAAAAAAGAUAUGGGUAACCCACUCAUUUGAUAAGAUAUAUAUUGUACAUAUUUCAAAUAUUUAAUAAAUAUUAUUUUAAAUAGAUGAUAACAUGAUGUUUGUGGAGAAUGAUUCCAACUAAAUAGAACAAGGCGAGAAGAUGAAAAAGAUAAAGCUGCCGCCGCUGUAUCAGUAUAUGCAUAUCUGCAUUUUUGCAUUUGUCUUCUUCGUAUCUUUCAUAUCAAACUGCAAUUUUCUCCACGUGUCUCCUCACCUGUUAUCUAUAUGUUUUAGUAUCUUGGUUAGAUUUUUUUUUUUUCUUUCGUGAGAGGUGUUGCUUAAUAGAUAUCUUGAUUAUGCAUUACAAUGGUGAAUACAUUAAUUAUGCAACUCUAUUGAAAUGUCCUUGUCGUCAACAAGAAACCCAUGACAACUUUUCUUCCUUUUGAUGUUUUACAUCAAUGUUCUGUUCUUUUCAAUACACCAUAAAUUAGCCUUCACGAUUUUUUUUUGGUUGAUAAGAUGAAAAGUAUGCGAUUGAGUAGUUGUUCUGAUGAGGGGAUUAAUCCUCGUCACCUUAGCAUUUAACUCCAUGGGCCUUGUAUUAUAGUUCUUUUUUGUAAUCGAGUGAGUGUAUUAUAUUGAGGUCCAUACUAAUCUCGGAGGCGAGAAACAUUUAUGUGGUUUAAAAUAUACACCCCUUACUAAACUUGAAUACCUUGUAUUAUAGUUGCGUGGUAGAUAGCGACAAUCAACGUAGAGACGUGAAUUAAACGUCUGGUGUCCCUUUUUUUAUUGUGGAAUUCAUAGUCUACUCGGUAGGUGUGGGUGGUACAACAAUCCACAAAAAGAUUGGUCUUGAAUCUUGAUUAGGGAAACUUUAUUGAGCUUUUUUAAAUCUCCUAAUUGACUCUUUUGAGUUGUUACUUUCUGUUCUUAGUAUAUUGCCUUAUUUGGGAAGUUGAAAACUACCCUCCUAUUUAUUUUCUUGUCUAGAAUCCAAACUUGUACAUGUUAAAGGUUUGAGGUUACUCCACCUUUGUCUACGAGUACUUAAUCUUCCAAUUCAUUAGUCUUGUGCACGGGGUGCAUAGAUAGAUCAGCGUAGAAUAAAAGUAUUGCUGUUUUCAACCAAAAAAAAUGCUGGUAAAUACCAUGCAGGAAGGGUACGCGGUGUUUGGGAUGGACUACGAAGGCCACGGUCGGUCCAAGGGCGCCCGCUGCUACAUCAAGAAGUUCGCCAACAUUGUAAAUGACUGCUUCAACUAUUACACCUCUAUCUGUGCAAAGGAAGGGUACAGGGAGAAAGGGCGAUUCUUGUACGGGGAAUCAAUGGGAGGCGCAGUGGCCCUGUUGCUUCACAAGAAAGACCCUUCCUUCUGGAAUGGUGCCAUUCUUGUCGCUCCAAUGUGUAAGAUAUCAGAAAAAGUGAAACCGCAUCCGGUGGUGAUAAAUCUGCUGACAAGAGUGGAAGAGAUCAUUCCCAAGUGGAAGAUUGUUCCAACAAAGGAUGUCAUCGACGCUGCCUUCAAGGACCCCAUCAAGCGAGAAGAGGUUAGGAACAACAAGCUGAUAUACCAGGACAAGCCCAGGCUCAAAACUGCCCUCGAAAUGCUCCGAACCAGCAUGAACCUCGAAGACACUCUUCAUGAGAUAACAAUGCCGUUCUUGGUGCUGCAUGGGGAGGCAGACACGGUGACAGACCCAGAGAUAAGCAAAGCGUUGUACGAGAAAGCAGGCAGCAUAGACAAGACCAUUAAGCUUUACCCUGGAAUGUGGCAUGCGCUGACGUCAGGUGAGCCCGACCACAACGUUGACCUUGUCUUUGCGGACAUCGUCUCCUGGCUCGACCUCCGUACCGGCGACGCCGCUCCCCUCACCGUCACUCCCAUCCGCCACGACUUUAACUUCUCAGCCGAGAAGGCAACUGACGGAGAAAAGAGACCUAAACGGUCACAGGGCAGUCUCCUCUGCGGAUUGAACGGUGGCCGUUUGCUCCAUCGCUCCGCUAUGUAAUAAACAACAAUAAUGGUUGAACUUGUCCUGAGGAGACAGAAAUUGUUGUUGUUUUUAGGGGUAAUGCUAUAUUGCUAUUGGCCCUCAAAAUAACGAGAAAGUUGUGUAGUAGCAAAAAGAAAGAAAAAAAAAAGAUUUUUAAAGUCGUCUUGCUACAAUUACAAGAAUGACAAAACAGAAAUCAAAACCAGAAAUAACAACUUAAGAGGAA
Tarenaya hassleriana is the source of this 2401-nucleotide messenger RNA. RefSeq names its product caffeoylshikimate esterase-like. The transcript is spliced from 6 exons. Lineage: Eukaryota; Viridiplantae; Streptophyta; Magnoliopsida; Brassicales; Cleomaceae. The record is from RefSeq and is a predicted model, not a curated record. Gene Ontology annotation, molecular function: lipase activity. The coding region runs from base 1315 to 2190 and encodes 291 amino acids. Gene Ontology annotation, cellular component: membrane.